This is a messenger RNA of Cuscuta europaea, 3192 nucleotides long. NCBI's taxonomy places the organism in Eukaryota, Viridiplantae, Streptophyta, Magnoliopsida, Solanales, Convolvulaceae. The record is from the annotation of a GenBank genome assembly.
CGAGUAAAUGAAGCGGUGAGCCAAAAAGGAAAAGGAAGACAGAAGCCUUGCUCUAAGAUACAGCAACUAUGGCAGAUACUAUUAGCAACAGAAGAAGGAGAAGAGGCGUUUUCGGAGUCUCGAUAUGCGGUGUAGCGGAUGAGAUCGAGGAACUGUCCAGAGACGGCAGCCAAUUCAGCCUCACCACCGGAAUCCUCCCCUCUCUCGGCGCCCGGAGCAGCCGCAGAAUCCAGCUCCGCCGAUUCACUAUCUCCCCCUACGACCGCCGCUACAGGAUAUGGGAAACCUUUUUGGUAGUUCUGGUCAUCUACACAGCUUGGGCGUCUCCUUUCGAGUUCGGUUUUCUUAGAAAACCAGAAGGGCCAUUGUCUAUUAUUGACAAUGUUGUCAAUGGAUUCUUCGCAAUAGAUAUAGUCCUCACCUUCUUUGUGGCAUACCUGGAUAAGACCACAUACCUUGUGGUUGAUGACAGAAAACAGAUUGCUUGGAAGUAUGGGACUACAUGGUUGGCACUUGAUGUCAUAUCCACAAUCCCUUCAGAGCUAGCCAGGAAAAUCUUGCCAAAACCUUUAAGACCAUAUGGCUUAUUCAACAUGCUUCGCCUCUGGCGUCUCCGUAGGGUGGGUGCUUUAUUUGCCAGAUUGGAAAAAGAUAGAAACAUCAACUAUUUCUGGGUUCGUUGUGCAAAGCUUAUAUGCGUCACUCUAUUUGCUGUACAUUGUGCCGGAUGCUUCUUUUAUCUUCUGGCCGCUGAUUAUCGUGACCCAAAGAGGACAUGGAUAGGGAAUUUUAUGGAUGAUUUCCUUCAUAGGAGUCUAUGGGUUCGCUAUGUAACUUCAAUAUAUUGGUCAAUCACAACCCUCACUUCUGUUGGUUAUGGUGACCUACAUGCCAUGAACACUCGGGAGAUGAUUUUUGACGUUAUCUAUAUGCUCUUCAACUUGGGGCUGACUUCUUAUUUGAUUGGAAACAUGACUAAUUUGGUAGUUCAUGGUACAAGCAAGACAAGACGAUAUAGAGACACCAUUCAAGCCGCCUCAGGUUUUGCCCAAAGGAACCAUUUGCCAGUUCGUCUUCAAGACCAGAUGCUUGCACAUUUGUGCUUAAAGUUUAGAACAGACUCAGAGGGGAUCCAACAGCAAGAGACUCUCGAUUCCCUUCCCAAAGCCAUCAGGUCAAGCAUAUCUCAUUUCCUCUUUUAUUCCAUGGUUGACAAGGUCUAUCUUUUCCACGGAGUAUCAAAUGAUUUAGUCUUCCAACUGGUUUCAGAGAUGAAAGCAGAGUACUUUCCCCCCAAGGAGGAUGUAAUCCUACAAAAUGAAGCACCCACAGAUUUCUAUAUUCUUGUGACUGGAGCUGUGGAUCUGUUGGUUCUAAAAAAUGGAACUGAACAGGUUGUUGGGGAGGCAAUAGCGGGUGAUUUAUGUGGUGAGAUAGGGGUUCUUUGUUAUAGGCCUCAGAUGUUCACAGUACGGACCAAACGUUUGAGCCAACUAUUAAGGAUGAACCGAACCACAUUUCUUAAUAUCAUUCAGGCUAACGUUGGUGAUGGAACCAUAAUCAUGAACAAUCUCCUUCAGCACCUGAAGGAGAUGAAGGAUGAUCCAUUAAUGGAAGGAGUUCUGUUAGAGACAGAAAAUAUGUUAGCAAGGGGGAGAAUGGAGUUACCACUGACCCUUUGCUUCGCAACACAAAGGGGAGACGAUUUGCUGUUGAAUCACUUGCUGAAGAGGGGAUUAGACCCAAAUGAAUCUGACAACAAUGGGAGAACCGCUCUUCAUACAGCAGCAUCCAAAGGAUAUGAAAAUUGUGUCGCUCUUCUUCUGGACUUUGGAGCCAAUCCCAACCUUAAAGAUUUUGAAGGGAGUAUACCAUUAUGGGAAGCCAUUGUGGGAAAACAUGAACCUGUAAUCAAGCUACUGUUGGACAACGGUGCAAACAUAUCUUCUGGGGAUGUUGGUCAGUUCGCAUGCAUUGCUGCUGAGCAGAACAACCUCGACCUCCUCAAAGCAAUCGUCCGUUGUGGAGGGGAUGUAACCCUGCCCAGAACCAAUGGCCCUACAAAGACAGCCCUCCACUUCGCGGUGUGUGAAGGCAAUGUGGAGAUGGUCAAGUACCUGCUCGACUGUGGGGCGGAUAUCAAUAAGCCAGACGAGUACAGGUGGAGCCCACGGGAUUUGGCUGAGCAACAAGGUCACAAUGAUAUCAUUGCACUCUUCGAAUCCCGGUGUGAUCAAUCCGCUGCUGACACAAUUCCCGAAGAACGACCGAGCAGGGUCCGCUUUAUUGGGAGGUUCAAAAGCGAGCCCACAAUGCCCCCCACGACACAUUCAGAGGGAUCGCUUGUGGGGAGGUCCCGCCCUAGACGUAGAACAAACAGCUUCCACAACUCGUUGUUUGGUAUAAUGUCGGCUGCUAAUAACAUUGACCAGCCAAUUCUUUCCCCUGUGAAAGAAACCACAACUGAAAGACCCUACCCGACUAGAGUGACUGUUAGUUGGCCCGAGAGAGGAGACAUUGCUGGAAAGGUUGUGCUACUACCUGAGAGCAUACAACAACUACUGCAGAUUGGGGUUAAGAAGUAUGGUUUCUUGCCUUCCAAGAUUCUAAGCAAAUCGGGGGCAGAAAUAGAUGAUAUUAGAUUGAUCAGAGAUGAUGAUCAUAUUAUUUUUGCAAACGAUAAUAGAACAAUGGAUGUCAAAUGACCAAAAACUGGUUUGUUCAUAACCCAAUGAAGAUUGGGUAUGUAAAAUGUUGCAUAUUCUCUCCAAGGAGUUCACCGUGGAUGGUCAAGAAUCAUGUACAUUAAUUUUAUCGAUAUGAUAUCUAUGGAGCAACUCCACUCUAGAGACUGUCCAGGUUAAGGAAAAAUGACUUCAAGCUAAAAAUGACUUCGGAUGUUUUCUUUUGGAUUGCUAGUAUGGUCUGAACUGGUCUGAUCUGGUCUGGUAAAUGUCUGGUUUUUCUGUAUUUUAUAACUAUGAAAGUCUGGUCUGAUCUGGUCUGAUGUAGUCUUGUCUGGCCUGAGAUUGAAAAUAGUCUAAAAGAAUCGUAUCUAGCCUCUUUUCGAUGGUAUAUGACACCAAGGUUUCAUUUUGGUAAGAACGCAAAUAUGGUUACAACUUAACAUUAAAAUCUCUCCGAGAAGUGUAUAUAUAUGCUUAUUUUAUAUAAUACUCAGUAUAUAUUUAU